AUGAUGGAGAGCGGCGACGCCGCGAACACGCUUCGCAUUCUGGUGGCCACCGACUGCCACCUCGGGUACAUGGAGAAGGACGAGGUGCGCCGCCACGACUCCUUCCACGCCUUCGAGGAGAUUUGCGCCAUUGCCGAGCGCCAGGGCGUGGACUUCGUGCUCCUCGGCGGCGACCUAUUCCACGAGAAUAAGCCGUCCCGGUCAACUCUAGUCAAGGCCAUCGAGAUUCUUCGCCGCUACUGCCUCAACGAUCGCCCCGUCCCCUUCCAAGUCGUCAGCGACCAGACGCUCAAUUUCCAGAACGCGUUUGGUCACGUGAACUAUGAGGAUCCUCACUUCAAUGUUGGUUUGCCGGUUUUUACUAUUCACGGAAAUCAUGAUGAUCCUGCCGGCGUGGAUUUGGAAGGGGAUGAGCGUUAUAGACUGAGGAAUUGGAGAAAUCACCGAAUGAUCUUGACUUCGUUAAUUUUUUCCUUGGCUGUUGGGAGGAUGGUAUCACAAAAGAGUUCAAGGAUUGCCCAUGUUGACUUGAGAAAUACUAGUGUACCUUUUGCUGGUUAUAGCUCCAUACAAGUCAUAACAAUCGAAUCAUUGUGGCAGGAUAACCUUUCGGUAGUGGAUAUUCUCUCAGCAUGUAACUUAGUCAACUACUUUGGGAAAACAGUUCUUGGGGGUUCUGGUGUUGGUCAGAUCACUCUGCACCCUAUUCUUAUCAAGAAGGGUUCAACAGCUGUAGCUCUGUAUGGUCUGGGAAACAUUAGAGAUGAAAGGCUUAAUAGGAUGUUUCAAACACCACAUGCUGUGCAGUGGAUGCGACCUGAAUCUCAGGAAGGGUGUCAAGUGUCUGAUUGGUUCAACAUUCUGGUACUUCAUCAGAACAGGGUGAAAACAAAUCCGAAAAAUGCAAUAAAUGAGCACUUCCUGCCACGCUUCCUAGACUUCAUUGUGUGGGGCCAUGAACAUGAAUGUUUGGUUGACCCGCAGGAAGUUCCAGGUAUGGGAUUUCACAUUUCACAGCCAGGGUCAUCAGUUGCAACAUCUCUUAUUGAUGGAGAAUCAAAGCCAAAACAUGUACUUCUUCUAGAAAUUAAGGGAAAUCAAUAUCGCCCAACUAAAAUACCUUUGAUAUCUGUGAGACCUUUUGAGUAUACUGAGGUAAUACUAAAAGAUGAGCCGGAUAUUGAUCCCAAUGAUCAAAGUUCUAUUCUUGAGCACCUAGACAAAGUGGUUGGGAAACUGAUAGAAAGGUCUAGUCAGCAGGUCGUCAAUAGAAAAGAACUCAAGCUUCCACUAAUACGUAUCAAGGUAGAUUACUCUGGAUUUAUGACUAUAAAUCCUCAAAGAUUUGGGCAGAAGUAUGUUGGGAAGGUUGCAAAUCCUCAAGACAUUCUCAUUUUCUCGAAGGCUACAAAGAGGUCCAAGGUUGAAGGAAAAAUUGAUGAUUCAGAACGUCUUCGUCCAGAAGAAUUAAACCAACAAAACAUAGAGGCUUUAGUUGCUGAAAGUAAUCUGAAAAUGGAGAUACUGCCAGUCAAUGAUUUGGAUAUUGCUUUGCAAAAUUUUGUGAACAAAGAUGAUAAAAUGGCAUUUUACUCUUGUGUACAAUACAAUAUUCAAGAAACACGAAAUAAAAUUGCUAAGGAUUCAGAUAACCUGAAGUUUGAGGAAGAAGAUUUGAUUGUGAAAGUUGGAGAAUGCUUGGAGGAACGUGUCAAGGGAAGAUCUGCACACUCCAACGAACCCACACAACCCACUUCUGGUGCUCAACCAUGGAAGGAUUUCCAAGGAAGAAGUGCUGCUGGAACUGGAAGUACUGCAGUAUCCUUCAGUGAUGAUGAAGAUACCCAUGCCCUACCAGUAUCUAGCUCAAAGCCAAGUACUAGAGGUCGGAAAGGGUCAUCUGGUGCAUCUCAAACUACAACCAGAGGAAGGGGUAGGGGAAGAGGAAGAGGUUCCAGCACCAUGAAGCAGACAACUCUUGAUGGAGCUUUAGGGUUUCGCCUUUCUCAAAGGUCUGCAUCAGUUGCUGCAGCAACUGCCAUCCAAAGUGAUGCUAAUGAGGAUAAUUUGGCUUCUGCUUUAAGUGAUGAUGCGGAUAAAAAUGAUGUUGAAGAGAUUGAUGAUAGUUCGGAAAAUGAAUCCAAGCUACCACCAGGGCGAAAGAGGGCUGCUUCCAGGGGAAAAGGUAGAGGAUCCACACAGUCUUCUAAACGUGGAAGGAAAUCAAAUAUCUCUUCGAUCCAUAGAAUGAUGAUGAAUAAUGAUGAUGACGAUGAUGAUGACGACGACAUCAGAAAGAGAAUAAAUAAGUCACAACCUCGGGUUACUAAAAGCUAUGGAGCUCUAAGAAGGUAA
Messenger RNA from Sphenostylis stenocarpa, 2355 nucleotides. NCBI's taxonomy places the organism in Eukaryota, Viridiplantae, Streptophyta, Magnoliopsida, Fabales, Fabaceae. The record is from the annotation of a GenBank genome assembly.